AUGAUUCACGCAGAUCGUAUGCCUGCCAAUGCACAUAAAGGACGUUUCAAUGCACCAUCAGCCAACGAGGUGGCUCUAAUGAUUGUAGGACAGCAGUUUCAGCAGAGAGACAUCAUCCUUGAAAGCCGCAAUGCAAAACAGCAACGAAUAAGCGAACUCCAUAGGGCAUACGAUGCCCUGCAAUAUCCUCUCAUGUUUUGCUAUGGGGAAGAUGGAUAUUCAGUUGAUGUACUUCAGCAAGAUACUGCUGAUAAGUUGGGGCCUACUACUAAAUUACCUGUCAAGAAAACUGUUUCUGCAGCUCAGUUUUAUUCCUGGCGUAUAAUGUUACGAGAUACAGAAGAAAAUUAUCUGCUACGCUACUGUGCUCUUCUAAGCCAAUUCUUAGUUGAUGAGUAUGCUAAGAUAGAAACUGAAAAACUGAAUUUUCUCAAAUACAAUCAAAGCAAACUGAGAUCAGAGGAAUACUUUCAUUUAAGAGAUGAAGUAGGAAGGUAUGACGCUGAUCAAAUAGGACAGAGAGUGGUAUUACCAUCAUCGUUCAUCGGUGGACCCCGUUACAUGCACGAACGAGCUCAAGAUGCCAUGUCAUAUGUACGUCAUUAUGGAAGUUCAGAUUUAUUUAUAACUUUCACGUGUAACCCAAAAUGGAAAGAGAUUCAGCGAGAAUGGUAUCCCGGACAGAAGCAUUAUCAACGUCAUGACAUCAUUGCGAGAGUUUUCCAUCUGAAAGUGAAGGAGUUUAUGGAUCUUAUAGUUAAAGGACAAGUUUUUGGUAAAGUUCGGUGUCACAUGUUAUCUGUAGAGUGGCAAAAACGAGGGUUGCCCCAUAUUCAUUGCCUGCUGUGGCUGGAAGAAGCCAUUACUGCUGAUAUGAUUGAUAAAGUUGUGUGUGCUGAAAUUCCAGAUGUUGAUCGUGAUCCCCUUCUCUAUGAUAUUGUUAAGGCUAAUAUGAUUCAUGGGCCAUGCGGAAGUGUAAAUACAUUUUCUCCUUGCAUGAAAGAUGGUUGCUGCACAAAACGAUAUCCUCGCCCUUUCGUCCAAGAAACGCAGAGGGGACAAGAUGGUUAUCCUUUGUAUCGUAGGAGAACUCCAGAGGACGGUGGUUUCACAGUUAAUCUUAAAGGAUUUCAGUUAGAUAACAGAUGGGUUGUACCAUACAAUCCCGUUUUGUUGCGUACUUUUGAAUCUCAUAUCAAUGUUGAGAUAACGAAUUCCGUAAAAUCCAUAAAGUAUGUUUGCAAAUACAUCACUAAAGGAAAUGAUCAAGCAGCCUUCAUUUUAAAGAAUGAUAAAGAUAUUGAUGAGAUAGAAAUAUACGAAUCUGGCAGAUAUAUCAGCAGUUCAGAAGCAGUGUGGAAGAUAUUGGGAUUUCCUAUUCAUGAGAGAUACCCUGCAGUAAUUCAUCUUGCUCUGCAUCUGGAAAAUGGCCAACGUGUUUACUUCACCGCACAUAAUAUUCAUAACAAAGUUGCAAAACCUCCAGAGACAACACUUUCGGCAUUCUUCAACCUUUGCAAAAUUGAUGAGUUUGCCAGAACACUUCUCCUUUGGGAAAAGUACAAGGACAGUUUUUCAGAAGACAUCCAGUUUCAGCAUGAAAGACAACUGCAAGACUCCGCUCUUUCAACUAAGGACAAAGCGUACAACCAAUGCUUGAUUCUGAUUGAAGACACUGUUCAAACUCUGGGAGGUCAGCGCUUAAUGGAUUAUGGUUUACAUCAGCCUGAGCGAUUUGAGACUAAUUUGCAAAACAAAGAGUACACGCGAGAAACAAAUUUUGAUCGUGAAGAUUUGAAGAAAAAAGUACAUAAUGCUGAAGCCUCUCUAACAGGCGAACAGUCCAGCGUAUAUCAAAAGAUCCUCAACAGCCUCGAGUCUGGUACAGGCCAAAUAUUUUUCUUAGAUUCACCUAGUGGAACUGGAAAAACAUUCCUCUUAAAUUUACUUCUUUCAAAGGUUAGAAGCAAUAAAGGCAUUGCCUUGGCAACUGCAUCAUCUGGAAUAGCUGCAACGUUAUUGGAGGGUGGAAAGACAGCUCAUUCUGCUUUUAGAUUACCCCUUAACCUCAAUUACUCAGAGAAUCCAACGUGCAAUAUUAAAAAACAGAGUAAUUUGGCUAAGGUUUUACGUGAUUGCAAACUUAUUAUCUGGGAUGAGAGUACUAUGGCUCAUAAAGCAGGAUUCGAGGCUCUUAAUGCAACUCUCAAAGAUCUAAGAAAUUCUGAUGAAGUAAUGGGUGGAGUAACUGUUCUACUGGCAGGAGAUUUUCGGCAAACAUUACCGGUUGUACCUAGAGGAACACGUGCAAAUGAAGUUAACGCAUGCAUCAAAUCGUCGCAUUUAUGGCCUAAAGUGCAGAAACUUUGUUUGAGUAAGAAUAUGAGAGUUCAUUUACAUGGAGAUGCGUCAGCGGGAUUGUUUUCUAAUCUUCUCCUUAAAAUAGGAGACGGAUUAUAUCCUGAAUGUGCUGGCAAAAUUAUUAUACCCGACGCACUCGCUACGGUAGUCACGGAAUUGCCAGAUCUCAUCGCCAAGAUUUAUCCUGAUGUUGCUGAUAUGAAAAAUAAGCCCAUUGAAUGGUUGUGCGAGCGUGCCAUCUUAUCUCCAAAAAAUGAUACAGCCGCAGAAGUCAACAGCAUCUUAUUAAAGUCGUUUAGUGGAGAAGAUAUUUACUACAAAUCUUUUGAUACAACAACAAAUCGUGAUGAUGCAGUGCAAUAUCCAAAAGAGUUUCUUAAUACCUUAGACCCUCCAGGUUUUCCACCUCACCUACUUCACCUGAAAGUUGGAACACCAACUGGUGAAUUCCAACAAGGACGCAACUGCAGCCGCUGGAUGUGA
Messenger RNA from Uloborus diversus, 2844 nucleotides. RefSeq lists its product as uncharacterized. The transcript has 3 exons. Lineage: Eukaryota; Metazoa; Arthropoda; Arachnida; Araneae; Uloboridae. Gene Ontology annotation, molecular function: DNA helicase activity. The coding region runs from base 1 to 2844 and encodes 947 amino acids. The record is from RefSeq and is a predicted model, not a curated record. Gene Ontology annotation, biological process: telomere maintenance; DNA repair.